Oldenlandia corymbosa var. corymbosa is the source of this 558-nucleotide messenger RNA. The record is from the annotation of a GenBank genome assembly. Lineage: Eukaryota; Viridiplantae; Streptophyta; Magnoliopsida; Gentianales; Rubiaceae.
AUGGUGGCUGUUGAUCAUUCACUUGCAACCACCAGACCAUAUCCGUUACCCAAGAAUGUUUUUCUACUGAAUGAUCACACCCUUGGCAUUGUUUUUGGAAAGCUUGAGGAUCAAAUUCGUGACUUUCUCUUGAGAGAGCUUAGGACUCAAAUGAUAAAUGGCAUUCUUUCUGAUGAUUCUACAGAAUGGAGAACUUGUCUGGAAGUGGCAUCAGAGAUGAUGGCCCGGUAUCUGACUGGUUGCAAUCAGAAGGAGGAUUUGACAGGAGGAGUGGUUGUUGGUUGGGACGAAAUGGGUCCUGGAUUGUAUGGCAUGGAUGGUGAAGGAAAACUGUCUGAAGAAAAUUUCUUGGCAUUUGGAUCCAGAUCACGAUGUGCUACUGUCCGCGACAUUGACAGAUAUAAUACAUUUUUUAUGUAUCCUCUCGAAUAUGCAAGCUCCCGAGGUAAAACAUGGAUCAAUACAUGCAAACCGCGUACAAGAGCGCUUGCCCUUUCCUCAUCGUCGUCGGAGCUCUACGCGCCUCUUUCCAGUACUCAUACUCCACCAUCUCCAUAG